UUGAAACGCUCAUCAGACAGGCGGAGAAUUAUACAAGCAUGCUCUUUUGCAACACCUAUAGGGACAUGGCUUUUGAGGCUGUGGCACCAGUUCAGGAGUUCUUCACGGAUGUGGGGCUUUUUGUUUUUGGCACAGACAUUAGUACUGAAGAGUUUGUACACAGAUUCUUUGACACACUCUUUCCACUGGUCUACAAUCAUCUCAUUCAUCCUGGCUCAACAGACAUUACGCUGGAAUAUUCAGAAUGUAUUCACAUGGCAAGGCGGGAGAUAAAACCUUUUGGCAACAUUCCCCAGCUGGUCGUGGGGCAAAUGGGGAGUUCCCUGUUACCCAGCCGCACUUUCUUGCAAGCCCUCAAUUUAGGUAUUGAAAUCAUCAAUACCACAGAUCACCUGCAGUUGUCGAAAGAGUGCAGCAAAGCCUUACUUAGGAUGCAGUACUGUCCUCAUUGUCAAGCACUGACUUUAAGUAAACCGUGCAUGGGAUACUGCCUUAAUGUUGUGAGGGGAUGUCUGGCCAACGUGGCUGAAGUUGACCCCCAUUGGCAGAGAUACAUUCAGUCCCUAGAAGAGCUAUCUGAUGCAAUGCAUGGAAUGUAUGACAUAGAGCAUGUGCUUCUCAACUUCCACUUAUUUGUUAAUGAUGCUAUUACCCAGGCUCAUAUCAAUGGACAAAAAAUAUCAGAACAGGUGAACAAGAUAUGUGGAAACCCUGUCGCAACACCUACACAGACUCCUGACUGUUCUCUUGAUCAGAGUAAAGAUAAACAAGGGAUGAAGAUUUCCUCAGCAAGAGACAAUGAAGAAACACUUAGCAACAGAAGAAAAGAAUUUAUUGAUAGCCUGCGUCUCUACAAGACUUUCUAUGGAGAGCUAGCUAAUCAACUCUGUGUGAAUGAAUUAGCAGCUGCAGAUGGAUUGCCCUGCUGGAAUGGAGAGGUCAUAAAAAGCUAUACUCAACACGUAUUUGGAAAUGGAAUCACAGCUCAAUCUGGGAAUACCGAAAUGAAGGUGAAAGGAACUGAUGCCGUAAUAAAUCAAAUUGUAGACAAAUUGAAACACAUUAUUCAGUUGUUGCAGGGCAGAGCUAUUCCAAAACAUGAAAGAUGGGAUCUUUUCCAAAUGGGCAGUGGUGGAAGUAUAGAAGAUCUAAUCAGUGGAGACUGUGAUGAUGAAGAUGGUUGUGGAGGAUCGGGAAGUGGAGAAGUAAGGAAGAUAAAAAUUCCAAACUGGAUGCCAGAUGAGAUGAACCUAAAUGACAUAAAGCGAAUCCAUCAAACAGACGGUGGCAGCAAUUUGGACAAAACUGGAUCAGGAUGCACAGCAGUUGUUGCAUAUAUAACAUUUUCACUGAUUGGUGUGGUAACAUUACUUCUCAGUUUUUGGUAAAAGAACAGAUAGUAUGUCCUAUUGCAGUCAUUCUUCCCCUUACCCCUAUAAACCUGUAUAAGGGAUCUGUUGAAUGAAGAAGUUAUGUCUGUCAGUGCAGUUUGUCACAUUAACCUCCUACAUGUCAACUCCAAAUGAUCUAAGAAGUGGUUGAGUAUCUUCUUAGUAAGGCAUAUGUUGAUUUUUUAUAUUUCUUUUUCUUUUUUGUCCAAAUUUAACGUGCUGCAUUUGUAGCUUAUUCUACAUGAAUUAAUUUUAAAUAAGAAUACCUGAACACUCCUAGUAUGUUUUGGGGAUUCAAUGUUUUAUAUUUCUUUAAUCCCUGCAUGAGAAAACCUUGAUUGAUAUAGGAUGUAGAAUUGGAAAAAUAGUGAGUAUCCUUCAGAGUGAACACUAAGACAGCAAAAAUGAGAACACCAUUAAAUUUAACCAGAAACAAUACAUAUUUUACAAUAUGUAAACUCCAACUAAUGAACAGGCAACCUGGAUUGAAGAAUAACGUUUCACACAAAGUAGCAAUUUUGUGGAUUUUUUUGUCUCUAGUCCAGCCACUCACAAUCUCACAAUCUAUUAUUUUUGUUUGAGGUUUAUUCUUAUCCCCCAUAUCUAGAAUUUUUCUAGGAGUAAUGCCUGCCAGAACUCUCCUUAUGCCUACUAGAUUAAUUUAUGCCUACUAGAUUAAGAUAUGCUGUAUAGCAUUCACAUGUGGCAUAAUUUUGUAGUCUUACUAAACCUAUUGAUUUUUAGGUGACAAUCUAUAUAGGAAUAACAAUCAUUGACAUUAUGUUUUGAAAACCACCUGAAAUCUUGUUUAAAAUUUAAACUUUGCAUGAACAGCUGGCUAUCUAGGCUAUUUCAGAUGCUUGUGGAUAUCAAAUGUGAAAUGGGCAAUACAGAAUGCAUGAAAAGUUAAAAUUACUAGUUGUCCUAUUCCAAAGGUGUUGAACCACAAUCACUAAUGUUCCAAAUUGUGAUGAAAUGUUUCAGCUUUAACUGAGUUGGUGACCUCUACCAUACUACCUGAAGCGGCUUCUAGACUGUGAGCCUCUUGUUGGGUAGGGAUUGUCUCUGUUGCAGAAUUGUACUUUCCAAGCCCUUAGUACAGUACUCUGCAUACUCAAUAAAUACCAAUGAAUGAAUGAAAGAGGGCAAGAUAAGGCAGUCCCUAUUCGAAUGUGUCACAUUCAGUUGGCAUUCUCAAUUAGUGUGAGCCCAAUGCACAAACAUCCUGACACAAUGAGCCCAAGAACAAAAUGAAAUGAAGCAAGAGGCCAACAAUAUUUAUUAGGCAAAAAUGAUUUAUUACAGAUAGUAACAUGAAGGCAAAAAUGGGUAGCCAGCCAUAUUAUUUUCUGGAUUUUUUGCUUACGAACUGUUAGCCCAGGUUGACACUAGAACUGGUAAGCCCAGGCUGGCAUAUAGGGCACACUGUGCUCAGACCUCAGAUACUGCCAACAUAUUCUAGAACCCCAGUGUUCACACUAGAUCUUCCCAGACUCCCACAUCUGCUCCCGCAAACGCCCACUCACAAUUCUUCCUUCUUAAUAUUCCUCAAACCAAACCGUAAACUCUCCUAAAUCACCUUAUCUUGAACUCCCGAACUCUUCAUUAAAUAUAUUCCUUUCCCUAUCUGUCUACUUUUUCCCUCCCCAUCCCUAGAAUCCUGUCUUUCCUAGAUGGAUUGACUAACCAAAUCAGCAUUGCCUAAUAGAUAGAGCAUGGACCUGGGAGUCAGAGGACCUGGUUCUAAUCCCAGCUCUGCCACUUGUCU
Ornithorhynchus anatinus (platypus) is the source of this 3159-nucleotide messenger RNA. Its product is annotated as glypican-5. The record is from RefSeq and is a predicted model, not a curated record. The transcript is spliced from 6 exons. Lineage: Eukaryota; Metazoa; Chordata; Mammalia; Monotremata; Ornithorhynchidae. Gene Ontology annotation, biological process: regulation of protein localization to membrane; cell migration; positive regulation of canonical Wnt signaling pathway. Gene Ontology annotation, cellular component: cell surface; extracellular region; plasma membrane. The coding region runs from base 39 to 1388 and encodes 449 amino acids.